Fibroporia radiculosa is the source of this 930-nucleotide messenger RNA. RefSeq lists its product as uncharacterized. The transcript is spliced from 6 exons. Gene Ontology annotation, biological process: L-histidine biosynthetic process. Gene Ontology annotation, molecular function: ATP phosphoribosyltransferase activity; magnesium ion binding. The record is from RefSeq and is a predicted model, not a curated record. Lineage: Eukaryota; Fungi; Basidiomycota; Agaricomycetes; Polyporales; Fibroporiaceae. Gene Ontology annotation, cellular component: cytoplasm. Bases 1 to 930 code for a protein of 309 amino acids.
AUGCCACGCGCUGAGAUGCAUACAGACGCUGAAUCUCUCGACGGCCGUCUUUUGUUCGCAAUUCCGAAGAAAGGGCGGCUUCACGAAAAGUGUCUAGAGCUCCUGGCAGGUGCCGACAUACAAUUUCGGAGACACCACAGACUAGACGUUUGCCUGGUGAAGAACCACCCCAUUGCACUGGUGUUCCUCCCCGCCUCAGAUAUCCCAUCAUUCGUCGGCAAGGGAAAUGUUGACCUGGGCAUCACCGGCCAGGACGUGAUCCUUGAAGCGCGAAUGCAAGAGCACAUCACGGAGGUCCUGAAGUUGAACUUUGGGAAGUGCGCACUCCAGGUGCAGGUCCCCGAGGCUGGUCCUAUCAAGACCGUCGAGGAGCUUGCUGGAAAGCGAGUCGUCACCAGCUUCGAAGUGCUUUCUGGAGAAUAUUUCAACAAGAUCGAUGAGCAGCUGAACAUUAGCGGAGGGCAAAAGACAAAAAUUGAGUAUGUUGGAGGCAGUGUGGAGGCCGCAUGUGCCUUGGGGCUUGCGGACGGGAUUGUCGACCUCGUAGAGUCCGGAGAUACAAUGCGUGCAGCAGGCUUACACGCCAUUGCGACCCUUCUUCAAUCAGAGGCUGUCCUCAUCAAAUCCAGUAUCCCCAAGCACGUCACAUUAGAGCCGCUCAUCCAGCUCAUUACAAGCCGCAUUGCGGGUGUCAUUGCGGCAGGGAAAUACGUUGUCUGCGAAUAUAAUAUCCCCCGUGCAAGAUUGCACGAUGCGACUAGCAUCACCCCCGGACGACGUGCGCCCACAAUCAGUCCCCUAGAAGACGAGGCGUGGGUUGCAGUCAGUAGUAUGGUAGAGAAGAAUAGAAUUGCGGACGCCAUGGACGACCUCGUAAAGAUCGGCGCGGAAGAUAUACUGAUAUUUAACCUAGACAACUGUCGAGUGUAG